UGCGUUUGAAUCGCUCAAAUAGAAAUUGUGUAAAAAUUAUAACGGAAAUUAAGUAAAUAAAUUAAAAUUUUAUCAUAAAAAUAAUAAUUAAAAAUUGUUUACUACAAAUUAAGAGCAAAAAAAGAACAUCCUUAUCUUAAUAAUAAAAUAAAGUGUUGAAAAAGAAUUAAAAAAAAUCCUUUAAGGGUGUGUUUUUUUCAUUACACUUAUUAUAGUAGAGAAACAAAAAUACCUACAUAUUCAAUUGCACUUGUUAAAUAAACAAAAUAACAACAACAAGUAACAUUUAAAAAAAAUACAAAAACAAGGAUACAGUAAAAUAAUUUUGCUAGUUUUUUAAAUAAAAGUUACAAGAAAAUUCAUACAUAUACAAAAAUGUCUGUGUCCUCAAAUGCUUCUUCGGCUGCCUCCUCUGUUUCUGGAGCCAACACCUCAAAUGGUCGCCGUUCAUCUUUGGGUCGGCCCAAUAGCUGUGAUUCGGGUUCAACCGACUCCUCCGAACUGUCACACAUCUUAACCAGACGUCAGGUGAUUAUGGACUCACAGGAGGCUGGCAUCGAAGUGCCACACAAUUUCAAGGUGGUCAAUGUUUAUACAGAAUUUCAUGAAUUUUCACGCAAACAAAUUAAGGAUUAUCAAAAAACCUUUAACACAUAUGACAUUGGUCAUGAUGGCUAUCUAGAUUUGACCGAAUUAAAAUACAUGAUGGAAAAAUUGGGCGCUCCCCAAACCCACUUGGGCCUUAAGGACAUGAUCAAGGAAGUCGACGAAGAUAACGAUGGCAAAAUCUCAUUCCGGGAGUUUUUAUUGAUUUACCGCAAAGCCCAAGCCGGUGAAUUAGACUCCGACUCUGGUCUCAAUGCCUUGGCCCGCCUAACCGAAAUCAGUGUGGAAGAAGUGGGUGUUAGUGGUGCUAAGAAUUUCUUUGAAGCCAAAAUCGAACAACAAUUAAGAACUAAUAAAUUCCAUGAUGAAAUCAGACAAGAACAAGAGGAGCGGCGUCGCCAAGACGAGGAAAAAGCAAAUCGCCGUUUAUUAUUUCAACAGCGAGCUGCAAUCUUCCAAUAAAUUUCCUUACACAAUAAACACAAACCUAAUUUGGAACUUGGGGGGGAAAAAUUUCAUUAACAACUUUAUAUAAAAACCCCGAAAUUUUUAAGCUUUAAAAUAACGACAUAACUGUUUUAAAUAUUUAGUUUAUUAGUUUUUAUUAAUAUUAUUAUUAUUAUUAUUAUGAUUUAAAACAACAACAAAAAAGUGGUAUAUAAAUUAGUUUAGAUUUUAUUAUAGACUAAAGGAAAUUUUAAGUUUGAUACUUGAAAAUUUCUUACAAUUUCUUUAUUUUAAUUUUAUUGUUUGUUGAAUUGAAUUGAAUUUACAAGAAAAAAAACAUAAACAUUUAGGGAUUUCGAAUGACCACACAAACACAUCACAUUAAAAUUAGUUUAAAAACCUACACCUAAAUACAUCACAAUUUUACUAUUACUAUAUACAUAUAAAUUAACAUCAUAAUCAUCUAUUAACGUUUAAAAACAACAUAUACAACAUAAUUAAAUUAAAUUAAACUUUAUACAACAUAAUCAAACUUGCAUACAUCAAAUUAAAUAUUAUACAUAUUCAUACAUAUUCAACAUUUUAUAAAACAAAAUACAAAAACAAAUACAAAUAAUAUUCAAAAGAACUUAUUAAGGAAUUAAUUCGGUAACACGCAUCUUAUUAAAUAAACAUCAUAAUAUUGAGGUUAAUUACGAUUAAAUUUUGUUUGACAAAUAUUUUGUAAUAUUCUUGGGAAAACUUGCAAAUGAAUUAAUUCAGUUUUACAAAUAAUACAAUUUUAAAUGUUAUUAUACUCUACUCAGACUUAAAUUUUUAACUGUGUACAGACCAAAGAUUCGAGUGAAUUAAUCCUUAAUUCCAUUUUCCAAAUUAAAUUAUUUUUUUUCUCUUAUCUCUUCCAUUACAGAAUUCAUUAUGAAUUUAUUCCUAGGCAUAAUUCCUAAGAACUUGAAACUAGACUUGGGUGGUUCAUGAACGAACUAGUUCAAUUGAACGAUUCACUUGAUUCUUCUCCAUCACUUAGUUCAAUUUUUGAGCUAAGAACUAAAAUGAUUCAAACGUACGCUACUGAAAUGACCAAAAAUUGUAUAUAAACAUACAUUUUUAACUGCAUUCUUAUUUUUAACCGGUUUCGGUUUUUUGACAAACCGGUUUUGAAAGACGGUUAACCGGUUUUAAUGAAAUAUAUUUUCUAAAGCUCAUUCAAACAUAUUAAUGAAAAACUUUGAUACCAUUUUUAAAAAUAUUUGGGGGAUUCAAACGGUCUGCUAUUAGGUCGUAUUGUAAUAAUGUCGUAAAAUAUUGUUUUAGUUAAAACAAAUUCUUCUUGUGCUGCAAACAAAAAAGUGUUAUUUUAUAACAAACCAAUAAACAUACAUAGUUAAAAAAGUCUUAUUAGUUUAUAAAUGUUUUGUUUGAAACCCAACAAAAAUUUGUUUAAACUAAAAAAAUAUUUUAUGACAUUAUGACAAUACGACCUAAUAGCAGACCGUUUGAAUCCCCCAAUUGAUUUAUUUUAUAGUAAACUAUAGCAUUUGGCAAUAUUUCGUAAAAGAUAUAAAAUAAUUGCAUAAAGACAGAGCCUUAAGAAUUCAAAAAAUUAUAAAUUUCCAAAUAUUUAGUAAUUCUUAACAAAUUUCCAAUUAGCGUCCAGAAAUAAAAAUAAAUUUUCAUAUUUCAUAUUAAACAAAAAUUUAAUAUAAACUGGUUAACCGGUUUUUUUUGAAGACAAAAACCGAAACUAUUUAACCGGUUUUUUUAAAAGACAAUAAUCAAAACCGGUUUUUUCAAAAACACACUGUUAACCGGAUACCGGCUUUUUAAAUUUGACGGUUUUUUGGACACUAGUUGCGAGGCAUUUAUUUAAUUAUCUGCGUACAUUCCAAAUUUGAAACCUAAUGAUUUCUUGUAUUCCAGCAGACCAAACAUCAAUUGCCUGAAGAGGUAGUUCACUUAGGUCGUUCCAAAUCAAAAAAGAGCGAUUGAACUAGAUGAGCUACCUAACUAUGAACUAAAAUGAACGGUCAUUGAACUGAACUAUAAAGCACAAGUCUACUUCAAACGUAUUGAAUUUAUUCCUUUGUGAAUUAGUUAAUUCUCUAUAGAAUUAAUUACUUAUUGAAUCAUUGAAUUUUUCUUUAAUUCAAAUUUAUUGCAAAAUAGCUAAAUAAAAUCUAAAUUUUCUUCCAUUCAAAUCUAUUACAAAAAGCCUAAAGACAAUUUUUUCAAUUCAUUUUGUAAAUGAUUAAAAGCAAAACAAAACUGAAUGAAGAAAAAAUAUUUUCAUUCAAUUUUGAAUAGAUUGGAAUUAACAAAAAUUGAACUAUUCAAAAGUUGAUAGAAUUUUAUUAUGAAUUAAUUGAACAAUUAAUGAACUCUAUAAAAAUAAAUGCCUAUGAAUGAAGCUAAAUAAUUUGUUAUAUUGAGAAUGGUUUUAAUAAAAAGAUUUGCAGAAAUUUUUCGUACUGAAUUAAGCUUAAUUAAAUCGAAGCUAUGUUUCAGUACACUUUCUUUUGCGAAAGCUUGAAGUAAAUUCUUUAACUUAACUGUUCACAUCAUAAUUAUGCCAGUUUUUUUCAAAUGAAAAACUUUAAAUGAACAAAGAAUUUGUUAUACUGAGAAUGAUUUGCUGAAAUUUUCAAUUCUAAAUUAUAAUUUCACUGAAUUAAGCUUAAAUUGUUAUACUUUUUUGUUUUGCGGAAGCUUGAUGUGAACAGUUUUAACUAAACUGUUUAAUCAUAAUUUAAUCUGUUUUUUUCCAUUGAGAUGAUUUUUGAGCAUUUUUUGAGGAAAUGCAUUAGUAGCAAACUCCAUAAAAUAUAAUUUGUACAAGAUUUGUUAUUAAUUAUGCAAAAGAUUCUAAAAACCUGAAGCAUUGUAUAUUGGUUUAAAAUCAUUUCCCUUUGGUCCAACUUUUUGAAGGUCCAACAUAUUUUCAGAACACAAAUCUAGCAUCAAUGUAAUGUAUCAUUCAAGAGAAAAAAUGCGUCAUUGCUUUUUUGAAUGAAACAGAGGUUUUCGUCUAACGUUUCUCCAAUUUUUUUAUUCCAGCCAAAAAUAAGAUUUGCCGAGGUCAACAAAAUAGCUAUAUUUUGUUAGAUGAUUUCAUCGUUGAUCAGUUAGUCAAAUCUCUUUUCGCCAAGACAUUUCUUCAGAUUUAGAAACAAGAAAUAAUCACUCGUAGCUAAAUCCGGAGAAUAGAGCGGAUGAGAGAGCAUUUCGUAGCCUAAGUCAUGGAUUUUUGCCAUGGAGACUGCCGGAAAAUGAGUAUUACAGAAAGUUUUCUCAUACGAAGUAGCCUACCACAGAUUAUUACAGAUAUGAAACAAAUGACAGUUGUCAAAAAAGUAAUAUCGAACCGUAUGAUUAUUUUGACGUUGACAACCAUAUUUCAAUGGAAAUGAAAGAAAACAUAAAAUUUUCCAAAGACAACGAGUGUGAUAUAUAUGUGUCACUCUUUCCAAACCACAACCACUUUGACAUUUUCAUUAGUAAGUUUUCUAUUGCUAUUUAUGUAGUCUGCUUUCAAUGGCUGUCAAACACUAACUAAUUGACGCAGCUUGUUCAAAUAUUGACAGGAGUCAACUGACAGAUGCUUGUUGACAAAAGCAGUAUUGUCCAUUCAGUUAAGAGCCGGGAAAUUCAAAAAGUAGCCGACUUAUUGACCCACCCUCGUAAUAAUGAUUUUAUAUUGUGAUAUUUUCUAAACUAAAGAAAACAAUUGUUCAAAGGAAAGAGAAGUGAUUAUGCUUUUUUCAUCAAAUAUUUCUACAAUGUGAAGUUAGCUUACAAUAAUCCACUUUAAGAAGCUGCCUGUUCUUAGAUCUUUUAAAAAUAAAAUCUAGUUUAUUUGUCUGUAUUGAAAAUCAUUUAAUUAUAUUCAUAGAAGCAUGAGUUUUGUAAACAAAAAACAAAUUUUCUACCAAGCUGAAAAGUAUGAAAGAUACGAUAUAGCAGAAAUUGUUCAUAGUCAACUGAAUUAAUUCCUUUUCAUAAUCUUAAUAAAACUAUGCUUUUUUAUACAUUUAUUUUUUUAAAAUUAAACGCAUAAUUUUAUAAAAAUAUACAAUACAAAUUUUUGAAAUAUUUUAUUCCAAUUAAUAACUAACAUUUAAAGUUAAUUUCCAAAAUAUUUCUAUGCAUUUUAUUCUAUAUACGAUAUUUAUUAUUAAACAAAAGGUCUGUUCGUUGAAUUAUCAGCCCAAUUAUGAAUAAAAAAAUUCCGCGGUAGUUUGUUCCCCGGGAGUUUUUUCCCAUUGAAUUUGAAUAGGAAAAAUGAGAAAAGGGAAAAAACUCCCGGGGAAUUUUUAUUCAUAAUUGGGCUGUAUAUAAAAAUUUUGUUCAAACAACAAAUUUAAGGAAUGGAAAUGGAUAAUUUUUUUAUAUUUCUUUAAAUUCUAACUAAAAUCCGCUAUUCAAAGUAGCAGGGAAUGUUUGAAACUAUGACAAAGUUCAAAAAUAAUUCUUCAACGAAUAGAUUAAUACAAAUUUAAGUAAAAAGUUUUUUAUGUGUGUCUUUUUUGAAUUUAAAUUUUGUAAAUUGCUUCAAUUUUAUGUUUUUAUUUUGUUUAAUUUGUAUUUAAUAGUUAGUUUAAUUGUGUAUGUUUAUUAAUUUAGUUUUUAAGUUAAUUUUCUGAUUUUAUGUUUAUUUUCGUUUUAACUGAAAUUCUAAAACAAAUUUUUAAAAAAUUUUCUUUUUUUCUUUUAAUUUUUAUGUUAGUGCCAUUAAUUUUAUUUUUUGUUAUAUUUUUCCUUCUCUAAAACAAAAAUAUACUUUUUUUUAUUAAAAAUUAGAAAAUUUUGUCGAAAUCAGACCCACAAAUCAUUAAAAAAAACUUCUAUAAAGCAUGCAGUACAAAACCCAUCCGUGAAAUUAAUACAUCGCUUUAUAAAUUUGUCUGGUAUUGAUCCUAAAUUUAUUUGAUUUAAAUUUUUUAUUAUUGUAAAUAUGAUUUUCUCAUGACUUUAAGAUUUUUGCUUGUUUUUUGUCAAUUUAUUUGGUUUUUUUUUAUUAUAAUUUUUAUUUUAAUUACUUAUUCUGCUUACAGUACAGUAUUUGUAAUUAUUUUAAAUAAACAUACUAUAUAUUACAAUAUAAUACAUAAAUAAUUAAUAAACAAUUUAUAAAAUUAUUUUCGUGUAAGUGUAAAUAAUUUAAUCAAUAACUAAAUAUAAAUAAAUAAUUAUUAAUUAAUAAAAUGAAAA
Messenger RNA from Calliphora vicina (urban bluebottle blowfly), 6261 nucleotides. RefSeq names its product EF-hand domain-containing protein D2 homolog Swip-1 (gene Swip-1). Gene Ontology annotation, molecular function: calcium ion binding. Bases 376 to 1068 code for a protein of 230 amino acids. NCBI's taxonomy places the organism in Eukaryota, Metazoa, Arthropoda, Insecta, Diptera, Calliphoridae. The record is from RefSeq and is a predicted model, not a curated record. The transcript has 2 exons.